This is a messenger RNA of Leptinotarsa decemlineata (Colorado potato beetle), 4886 nucleotides long. Its product is annotated as bromodomain-containing protein 3. The record is from RefSeq and is a predicted model, not a curated record. Lineage: Eukaryota; Metazoa; Arthropoda; Insecta; Coleoptera; Chrysomelidae. Gene Ontology annotation, cellular component: nucleus; chromatin. Gene Ontology annotation, biological process: chromatin remodeling; regulation of DNA-templated transcription.
AGGGCAGCUUUGGAAGUGAAAUUUAAUUAAAAUUCGUUUACCUGUGCUUGCCCCACAUUUGAUUUCACCAUAUUAUGCAAAUUUAUUUUUUUUGUAAAGUGAAAAAUAGUUUUUCGGAAAAUGGUACCCUGAUUUCCACAAUUCAUCAGUUUUUUCGAUUCACCAAAAAUUUCACAUAAAUCGAAUAGUUGAGUAGAUCUUCAGUCUGUCGGAUGUUUUAUAAUAUCUAUGAGACUUUCCACAUCACAAGACUCCGGCAGGUCGGCCAUCACGACAGUUUGUGGCAAGCUUGGGUAGUGGGUAUGUGGUAAGUGAGUGUAUGUUGUGUUGCUCCGUAUUUUUCGCAGUUCUUAUGUGGAUUAUUCAGCAAAAAACACAGAUUCCAAUAACAAUGCUUUUUACUUUGCAAUGAUAUAUCCUGAAGAAUGGGAUAUUAUAAACUAUACACAAAGAAGUUUCCAAGCAGCUGAUUGAUAGGCCCAGGUCACGUAUUUUCUUUUCAUUUGAAAGCAAAAUAUGGAACGACCGCCUCGUAACGAACCUCCAGUGGAACCCGUAAAUGGCAUAGUCCAACCUGCUGUUCAACCUCCUCCAGACAUGCCAGGGCGUGUAACCAAUCAGCUGCAAUUUUUGCAGAAAACUGUACUAAAGGCUGUUUGGAAACACCAGUUUGCAUGGCCUUUUCAACAACCAGUCGAUGCAAAGAAACUUAAUUUGCCUGAUUACCACAGAAUAAUAAAACAACCCAUGGACCUGGGAACAAUAAAGAAACGUUUAGAUAACAAUUACUAUUUGUCGGGUAAAGAGUGCAUUCAAGAUUUUAAUACAAUGUUUACGAAUUGUUACGUUUACAAUAAACCGGGAGAAGAUGUUGUCGUAAUGGCACAAACUUUAGAAAAAGUGUUCUUGACUAAAGUAGCGGACAUGCCCAAAGACGAAUUUGUAGUGGAAACACCUACGAAAGGACUCAAGGGAAAGAAGGGAAGAACAAGUACAGGCCCUGCUGGUCCUGUUUCAAGUGUGGGAAGGGGUAGACCACCUGCGACAGUAUCUUCAACCAGUGCUACACCAGUGGCUACUACUACAGGUUCCUCCGGCCUGCCUUUGGGAACUCAGGCUCCGGCAACUGUCCCUGGUAGCACCGCCACCACAACGAUAGCUCCUGCUACCACUAAUAGCUCUCUUCCUUCUCAACCUCCAGCACAACCUUCCAAUUUUCAUGGUGCACCCUCCAUAGUUAAUUCUUUAGAUUCGAAUGUGAAUCCGGGGGUGCUACCGGGAAGUGUUGUACCUCCUUCACAACCAGCUAAGGUGAAAAAAGGGGUGAAGAGAAAGGCCGACACUACGACACCCACGGCUACUGCAUAUGAUUAUGCACCACCGUUGGAGUCAAAGUCGGCAAAAAUAUCAACAAGACGUGAAUCAGGUAGACAGAUCAAGAAACCGGUAAGGCCAGAAUUGGAUGGCCAUGUUCCCCAGCCAGCAUCACAGAAACUGAAAGAGAAACUUUCUGAAUCUUUGAAAGCGUGUAAUGAAAUUUUGAUGGAAUUGUUCUCCAAGAAGCAUGCUAAUUAUGCUUGGCCAUUUUAUCAGCCUGUUGAUGCUGACUUAUUGGGGUUACAUGACUAUCACGAUAUAAUAAAGAGACCCAUGGACUUUGGCACAGUCAAACAAAAAAUGGAUAACAGGGAGUAUCGUACUCCACAAGACUUUGCUGCCGAUGUUAGACUGAUUUUUACCAAUUGUUAUAAAUACAACCCUUCAGAUCAUGAUGUAGUUGCGAUGGCUAGAAAACUACAGGAUGUAUUUGAGGUUAAGUUUGCUAAAAUCCCUGACGAACCACUAAAUAGGAUAGGUGGUAGUGCUGCAGUAUCGACUUUAGCUGUAAAAUCUGAAUCCAGUAGUUCUGGUUCAAGUUCGGAGUCAUCGAGUGAUACAGAGGAUUCUGAAGAAGAAAAGCGGAACAAACAGUUGAAGUUAUUAGAAAAAGAACUGACGGCAAUGCAGGAAAAAAUGAAGAAACUCGUUGAGGAAAGCACGAAGAAGAAAAAAGAAAAGAAAAAGACCAAGGUGAAACCGAAAAAACCUCCCGCAGCAGCAUUGCCAAAUAGUAGUAGCAGUAUUGGUAAGCCUGGAGCGCACGGGGCUCUAAACAAGCCCAACUCCCUUGCAGACAGCGUUGACGACAGCAUCGCCAGUGUUGUGUCGGGGGCUGAUCUCAAGAUUGCCGCCGAGGCACAUCAUCCGACGGCCAACAAGUCUCUCAACAUGCACCACAACAUGGCGGCUGGCGCCAACGCUUCUGCCCAAGCUAAAACUCCUAAAAGUAAAGGUUUAAGAGGUAACAAACCUGCAACUACUCCCAGUGCCCCACCUAAACGAGUGAAAGCAAACAAUAAGGCUGGCCCAGGAAGGAAAAAAUCUGCAGCCCAACCACCUCCAGCACAGUGUGAAUCUGAGGAAGAGGACAACGCGAAACCUAUGUCUUAUGAUGAAAAGCGUCAGCUGUCAUUGGAUAUUAAUAAAUUACCAGAAGAAGCCAGUAAGUCAGAUCCAACUGGUGCAGGGGGACCUUCCGGUCGAAUGUCUUCUAGUUCAAGUAGUUCAGACUCUGAUAGUAGUAGUAGCAGCUUAUCAAGUAGUUCGAGUGAUUCCAGCGACAGCGAAGCAGGUGAUACAGGAAAUAAACAACCAAAAAAGAAAAUCAAACGGUCACCGAAUCCUUCCGUGGGAAACUCUAAUACUACGAAUUUACAGAAACCACCACAACCAGCACCUGUCGCACCAUCAACGACAAACACAAACAGCAUACCUGACAAGACCUCAGUGGUCCCACAAGUUGUACCCUCGAUAAGCGUUGCAAGCCUAGUUGCCAAACAGCAACCACCUGUCACUGCUGCUGCAUUUUCUGCAACAACUCCUAAACCAUCCAUCACUUCCGAGAAAAUACCUACCAUUUCAUCUUUAUCCGUUCAGACAGUGGCUCCUACCACCGUCUUACAAGCACCCAAAGUCACGUUACCAACCCCUCCUCUUGACAAACCUAAAUCUAAUAUAUCACCUGUUAGUACUUACAGUGAUCCUCUAGAACAGUCCUUAGCAAGUUUAGAGCACGACAUUAAACAAAAUGAUCCUAUGGAUGUGGUAGCUGCCGCUACUGUCAUGCAAAUGCCAACAACUUUGAGUAACCCCAUCGUUUCCCAUCCUCAUCCUAAUAUUCAUAUGAACCCUAACCUAAAUCAUCCUAUUUUGCAGCCCAGUACCUUAAGUAUGGACCUUAAAGCUCCUGUUACUCUGAGUAAUAUGUUGCCAACAAAUCCCAUGAUCCAUCAUGGAAUGAAUACUCCUAUUGAACCAGAAUUGCCUGGCUUGAUGCAUCCUCACAAUGCCCAGCCAAAUGUCAUGCAUAUGCAAAAUAAUGGAUUUGGCAUCAAACACGAAUUUGAGGUAGGUACUAACAAUAAUGGAAUUUCAUCUAUUGGGUUACCAAUAGAACUGUCGAUAUCGUCCAUGUUUGAUCCAUUACCUCAACAUAUGAACAACCAAAUAAAUAAAAGUGAACCCUCUCAAAUAAAGACGGAGGAUCGGCUAGACACCACUGGUGGUUUACUGAAUGAUAAAAAGCUCCCGUUGAACCAGAAACCACUUUCUCAAACUUUCGGAGGUUUCAAAACAGAAAAACAUGAGCAUAAUGUUAAAAAUGCAAGUUCUUGGUCGAGUUUGGCCAAGGGUAAAUCACCUCAAAACAAUGUUCCUGGAGGUAGUAGCAAGCAGCAGGUUAUGGAUAGUUUCAAAGCCUUCCAAAACAAAGCUAAAGAAAAAGCCGACAGGGAGAAACAAAGGUUGGAAAACUUGGAACUCAAGAGACAGCAAAGAGAACAAGCUGAAAGAGAAAGGUUACGUGCUGAAAAUGAAAGACGGAGAGAAAGGGAAGAGGAAGAUGCCCUAGAAAAGGCCAGAAAAGCAGUUGCUGAGCAACAACAACCUAUACCAAGUCAAAGGGUGGAAGAAUUAAAGUCAUCUCCGGGUGAAGGAAGUACAUCCCCAGGCUCAUUAAGUUCAGGAUCCGAAAGGAUUUCAGAAAGAGAACGUCAGAGGUUACAAGAACAGGAAAGGAGGAGAAGAGAGGUUAUGGCGAACAAAAUCGAUAUGAAUAUGCAAAGUGAUUUAAUGGCGGCUUUUGAGGGUUCUUUUUUUUUUUUGUUAGCACUUUCAAUUUCGAAAUGACAGUUCACUACUACUUGUAUAUUUGAACCUAGAUCAUUUACCUCAAAAAUAAUUUUGUAAUGUCUUAAUUGGUAUAGUUCAAAAUAUUGAGAUACUCAUAGUUUAGGUAUGUAGUUUCAAAGAAAGUUAUAUUCACUCAUUGUCAUUUCUGAUAUAAAAAUUACCUGGAGCUAAAUAGAAAAAUUGUUAUUUUCAAUAUAACAAAACUGUCAUGGGUAGUAAUGAUUAUAUAUAAUUUAAAUCUUCUCUACAAAUAGAAUUAAGUGUUCAUCGUUUUAUGAAUGGGAUUGUACGAAUUAUUGUAAAUAUCAAAAAGGUAAUCCAAAUGAAAAAAAUUUAAAAUUCACUUAUUUAAAGGUACUUUUUUUUGUAAUCUGUUAUUUUUUGACCCGCAUAUAAGUGCCUUUAUGAUUUACGAAAUGUAUGAUAUCUAAGUGAAAUUUAGAAUUCUUUCAAAUGCAGAUUCAUUCAAUUGAGCUUAAGAAAACACUUCGCUGGAAACUCGAAACAGUUUCGUUGGUAUCUAUAUAUUUUAACGAAAUUACUGUUUUCGAAUUAUUUUAUGUUAUACACUGUAUAUUAUUUUAUGUUAUACACUGUAUUUAAAGUAAAACUGGAACCUUUGGCGUAGAAUAAACUGAAAAAACAAGCACUUUUCC